Messenger RNA from Acanthosepion pharaonis, 2904 nucleotides. Lineage: Eukaryota; Metazoa; Mollusca; Cephalopoda; Sepiida; Sepiidae. The record is from the annotation of a GenBank genome assembly.
AUGUUGAUCGCCUCCGAUAAUAUCUCUUCUGCUACCGGAAUCCAGCAAGGUGAUCCACUUGGUCCGCUACUAUUUGCGAUUACUGUUGACGGGGUAGCUCGUCCCAUCACCUCUCCUUUCUAUAUAUGGUAUGCAACGUUGGGAGGAUCCAUCGAGGCCGUAUCUGCUGACCUCCGACGAGUUAUUCCUGCUUUAUCUCUACUUGGACUUGAGAUUAACUCGUCCAAAUCAGAGAUAUUAGGACUUCUUAAACGAGAUCAUAUCACAUUUAAGAGAUGCGCGGAGUUAAUUUUCAACGUUACUUUCGAUGACACAGGCUGGAGAGAGGUAACGCUCCCUUUUAGUUUCGGAGGCCUGGGCCUUCGAUCAGCGGCAGACUUGGCCCUUCCAGCAUAUCUUCACUUUCUUCCAGUCGUGAUUGAUGAGUUACUCGGGGGAUCGUCUCAGUGUUUCUCGGGUAGUUCUUUCGAACAUGCUUGCAGCGUCUGGGCCCAAGAAUUACAUUCUAUUCCUUUUCUUUCUUUUCUCUUUUUUCUUCUUUUUUCUAACUUCCUUCCAUCUUCUUAUUUCUUCUUCUUCCUUCUUGCUUCUUCUGCUUUUCUUUCUUCUGGCUUCUUCUUCUUCUUUCUUCCUUUUUCCUUCUUCUUCUUUCUUCUUCUUCCUUCUUCUUCUUCCUCCUCCUCCUCUUUCUUCUUCUUCUUCUUUCUUUCUUCUUCUUCUUUCUUCUACCUUCAUCCUUCGUCUUCUUCUUUCUUCCUUCUUCCUCCUUCCUCCUCCUCCUUCAAUCUUCUUUCUUCUUCUCCUUCGUUCAUCCUUCUUCUUCCUCCUCCUUCUUUCUUUCUUCUUCUUCUUUCUUCUACCUUCAUCCUUUUUCUUCUUCUUCAUCUUCCUCCUCCUUCUUUCUUUCUUUCUUUCUUUCUUUCUUUCUUUCUUCUUCUUCCUUCAUCCUUCUUCUUCCUCCUCCUCCUUUCUUUCUUCUUUCUUCUACCUUCAUCCUUAAUCCUUCUUCUUCUUCUUCUUUUCUUUCUUCUGGCUUCUUCUUCUUCUUCUUCUUUCUUCCUUUUUCCUUCUUCUUCCUUUUUCUUCUUUCUUCUUCUUCCUUCUUCUUCUUCCUCCUCCUCUUUCUUCUUCUUUCUUUCUUCUUCUUCUUUCUUCUACCUUCAUCCUUCGUCUUCUUCUUUCUUCUUUCUUCCUUCUUCCUCCUUCCUCCUCCUCCUUCUUUCUUCAAUCUUCUUCUUUCUCUUCUUCUUCCUUCAUCCUUCUUCUUCCUCUUCUUUCUUUCUUUCUUCUUCUUCUUUCUUCUACCUUCAUCCUUCUUCUUCUUCAUCUUCCUCCUCCUUCUUCUUCUUCCUUCAUCCUUCUUCUUCCUUCAUCCUUCUUUCUUUCUUCUUCUUCUUUCUUCUACCUUCAUCCUUCAUCCUUCUUCUUCUUCUUCCUCUUCUUCUUCUUCAUGCUUUCGCAUGCUUCUACUUGGUAUCUAGUUUGUUCUUCACUCGAUAUGAAGCUGUAACAAGUUUUCUCAAUUAUUCAACACCAGCAACCCCAAUAUUUUCAUUUAAACGCCGAUUCUUUCUUUCUUUUUUCUUCUAUUUCCUUUCUUUCUUUCUUUCUUUCUUUCUUUCUUUCUUUCUUUCUUUCUUUCUUUCUUUCCAGACGUUCCUUAUUUCUUUUUCUUUCUUUCCUUCUUUUUCCUUUCCUUCUUUUUCUAUUCUUUCUUUCUUUCUUUCUUUCUUUCUUUCUUUCUUUCUUUCUUUCUUUUGCUUUUUUCUUAAUUUAUUUCUUUUUCCGUUCUUUCUUUCAUUAUUUCUUUCUAUUUCAUUUCUUUUCUUAUUGCUUUUCUUUUUCUUUUCUUUUUCUUUACAUUUCUUUCUUUUUCUUUUGCUUUUCUUUCUUUUUUCAUUUUCAUUCAUUGUUUCGUUUUUUCCCAUUCUUUUCUUUCUUUUUUCUUUACUUUUUUCUUUAUUUCUUAUGUUCUUUGGUUCUUCUUUCUUUCUUUUUUCUUUCUUUCUUUUUCAUUUAAGUUGGAUUAUAUCUGUUCAUAUCUAUCUCUAUCUAUCUAUCUAUCUAUCUAUCUAUCUAUCUCAGUUUAACCAUUAUCUAUCUAUCUAUCUAUCUAUCUAUCUAUCUAUCUAUCUAUCUAUCUCAUUUGACCAUUAUCUAUCUAUCUAUCUAUCUAUCUAUCUAUCUCAUCUAUCUAUCUAUCUCAGUUUGACCAUCUAUCUAUCUAUCUAUCUAUUUGACUUAUCUAUCUAUCUAUCUAUCUAUCUAUCUAUCUAUCUAUCUCAUUUGACCAUUAUUAUCUAUCUAUCUAUCUAUCUCUAUCUAUCUAUCUAUCUAUCUAUCUAUCUAUCUAUCUAUUUAACCAUUAUCUAUCUAUCUCAGUUUGACCAUUAUCUAUCUAUCUAUCUAUCUAUUUAUCUAUCUAUCUAUCUCAGUCUGAUUAUCUAUCUAUCUAUCUAUCUAUCUAUCUAUCUAUCUAUCUAUCUAUCUCAGUCUGAUCAUAUAUGUUCCUAUCUAUCUAUCUAUCUAUCUAUCUAUCUAUCUAUGUUAAUAUCUUUUAACACUUUUAUUUCUCACUUACGCUCAAAUUCGCUCUUCUUUGUAGAAAACAACUGCAAAAUCUAUCUAUCUAUCUAUCUAUCUAUCUAUCUAUCUAUCUAUCUCAGUCUCAUCAUAUCUAUCUAUCUAUAUCAGCCUCAUCAUAUCUAUCUAUCUAUCUAUCUAUCUAUCUAUCUCAGUCUCAUCAUAUCUGUUUAUUAUCUAUCUAUCUAUCUAUCUAUCUAUCUAUCUAUCUAUCUUUCUAUCUAUCUAUCUAUCUAUCUCAGUCUCAUCAUACUUGUUUAUAUCUAUCUAUCUAUCUAUCUAUCUAUCUAUCUAUCUAUCUAUCUAUCUAUCUUAGUUUAA